Molecule: messenger RNA, 627 nt
Organism: Ogataea haglerorum
Lineage: Eukaryota; Fungi; Ascomycota; Pichiomycetes; Pichiales; Pichiaceae
Exons: 2
Coding region: 1-627 (208 amino acids)
Biological process (GO): translation; ribosomal small subunit assembly
Cellular component (GO): cytosolic small ribosomal subunit; ribosome
Molecular function (GO): structural constituent of ribosome; RNA binding
Source: RefSeq, a predicted model, not a curated record
AUGUCGUCGUCCUCCUCUUCUUCUUCUUCAGCAGCAGCCUCCUCAGCAGCAGCCUCGGAAGUACUGGCAGCAGCACCAGAAGCAGCUGCUGCUGCUGGGGCACCAGUUGGGACGCUGGACAUCUUUUCGGUACCUUCAGCGAUGAGCUCUUCAACGGAUUUGCCUUCAACUUCGGCAAUCAGCUUGUCCAGCUUCUCAGAUUCCACUUCGACACCAACAGACUCGAGCACCUUGGUGACGUCGGCAGCAGAUGGGGCGGGAGUUGAACUUGCUGACCUACUUGAGUUGUCCACCGAGGACUUCGCCAAAUUGUGCCAUGCCAGAGUUAGAAGAAGAUUUUCCAGAGGUCUCGGUUCCAAGCCAAUGGGUUUGAUCAAGAAGUUGAGAGCUGCCAAGCUUGCUGCUGGUCCAAACGAGAAGCCAGCCAUCGUCAAGACCCACCUCAGAAACAUGAUCGUCAUGCCAGAAAUGAUCGGCUCUCUUAUUGGAAUCUACAACGGUAAGGUGUUCAACACCAUCGAAGUCAAGCCAGAGAUGGUUGGCCACUACCUUGGAGAGUUCUCCAUCACUUACAACCCUGUCCAGCACGGAAAAGCAUCCUCUGGUUCUAAGUUGAAACUUUAUUAG